Molecule: messenger RNA, 1495 nt
Organism: Antrostomus carolinensis (chuck-will's-widow)
Lineage: Eukaryota; Metazoa; Chordata; Aves; Caprimulgiformes; Caprimulgidae
Gene: CFAP97
Product: cilia and flagella associated protein 97
Exons: 5
Coding region: 20-1495 (491 amino acids)
Biological process (GO): spermatogenesis
Source: RefSeq, a predicted model, not a curated record
UGGCUCUUCAUAUUUCAGUAUGGACCAGUUUGAAGAUGCAUCAGAUGGUGAAGUAGAUCAUGCUUUCUUUGACAGUGAAUUUGAAGAAGAGAAAACGAGAGCUGAAGAAAAUGGUGAAUGUAUAGGGAAAGGAAGUACAAAGGCAGCUCAUGCAGACCCUGAUUUAGUUUCUAAUUCAAAGGAUGCAAAGUGUUGUGAGGAGGAAAGUGAAGAAAAGCAGAAAGAUUUGCAGAAGGAUCAGUCCCUAGAAAAUAGCACAGAUCAUCCUGGAGAUGCUUCAUCUUUGUUGCUUUCUCCAGUUGCAGAGAAUGCAGGUACCUCUGGAGUGACAUCUGCAGCCAGUAGGGGAACACAGGAGACUGUUCCUGCUGGAAUCCCCAAAAUAGUUAAAGAAGGUGAAGACGAUUAUUACACUGACGAAGAAGAUAGUAGUGAUGAUGGCAAAAAACAGAAGGUUAGACCAAAGUCAGCUAAGCAGUCAAACAACAUAAAAAAGGCCAGCAAAAAAUAUACUAGUAUCAGCUCCUCCUCCUCUUCUUCCUCCUCCUCAUCCUCCUCAUCUUCAUCCUCAAGCUCAGAUACAGAUUGUUCUGAUACAGAUUCCGAUAGCUGUUUAUCAGAUUCAUCUUAUUCCUCCUCAAAGAGGAAUGCCUGUAAGAAUGCUUUUCUGUCUCCAAAACAAAAAUUCAAGUCAGCAAUGAAAUUAGCAGAAGGAAAACCAAAGCUUGGUGAUUAUUUGGAGGAGUCUGAAGACACAGUGACUGAUGUAACACCCCUGUCAACUCCAGACAUCAGUCCUAUCCAGUCUUUUGAACUUGCAGCAUCAAAUGAUAAGAAACUAAAAAUAAAAAGACAGGAAAAUGUGAAUCAAGAAUUAUAUGAUUCCGAGUUUGAGCACAGAUAUGGUCGAAAAGUCUUACAUGAUGCCAUGGACCUGAAUCAGCUUUUGAAAGCUUUCUUGCAGUUAGAGAAAAAAGAACAAAAACUAACCAUCGAUCAGCCAUCCAAAGGAACAAGGAAAAAUUAUUCUUUCACAAAUGAAGAAGUAAGACAGAUUGAUCGGGAAAACCAAAGGUUGCUAAAAGAACUGUCCAGACAGUCUGAAAAGCCAAGAAGAAGUACCACAGCGAAGAAACCAGCUUUACCACCUCCUAAACUGUACCACACUGCCCUCAACAGGCAAAAGGAGCAGCAAAGAAUUGAAAGGGAAAACCUGGCUUUCCUGAAAAGACUGGAAGCAGUGAAACCAACAGCUGGUAUGAGGCGUUCCGAACAAUUGAUGGACUAUCAGCGACAGAUGAGUUAUCUAAGUUCUUCACCUUCUGUAAGAAGAGGAAAAUCUGCUUUCAGCCAGCUUAGUCCUUCACGAGGCACUUCAAGAGCAUCCGGUGUACCAAGUGCAGUGAGCCAGAGGAACAAAAAACCCAUGUCUGAUUCAGCCAGUGGGGCAUUACAGAGACCUAAACCCGCUAGUGUCCGUGCUGCUUGGUUAUAA